Hypomesus transpacificus is the source of this 2305-nucleotide messenger RNA. RefSeq names its product ABC transporter F family member 4-like. The record is from RefSeq and is a predicted model, not a curated record. The coding region runs from base 245 to 2239 and encodes 664 amino acids. Lineage: Eukaryota; Metazoa; Chordata; Actinopteri; Osmeriformes; Osmeridae. The transcript is spliced from 3 exons.
UGUAAGGAAAAAGAAUAUAAGAAAUGCAAAAACUUCCAAAGGGGUCCAACUGAAGCCUGAGAAAUUGAAAGACGAGACAGGAAAAAGUACAAGAAGCGGGGUGCAUGAUGGUCCAAAUCCAAAGAGGGAACCACAAGAAUUAACAGAGCCUAGAUGUAAGAGGAGAAGAUUAGAAGAGAGUGAUGCCACCUUUCUGAGUGGUGAGGGGGAAAAAAACCUGAACAAAACACAGAGCCAUAUAAACAUGAGUGUCUGUUCUAUCAGUCUGUCCAGCAACAACAUGCUAGUAAAAGGAAACAACAUGGACACCAGACCUACAAAGACAUGUCCUGGAUAUGCAUCAGAUACAAUGAUGAACUCAAGGUCACCAGAGAGGGUAAGAACACCUGUGAAGGGCCCAGCAAAAGCACCCCAGGCAAGGAAGUUAGACGCAAGUGGAACUAGCCUCACCCGCCGGAGAACAAGGAGUUCCUUUGUAGGACAUGGUCAAGACUCCCUGCAAGAACAUCAAAUAAAGGACGAUUCAGACUCUGAAACUAAAGCCUCAAUCGUGCAGCAAAUGGGACUUGCCAGUGGGAUUCAGCCAGUGAGACUUGGUAACAUUAUGGUCCCCAAACGAAAGCGUGGAAGGCCUCGAAAGAUUACACAGGGAGACCAGGAAGUCCCCCAACCAGCCUGUCCCGGUCCUAUUAUCAAUGGUCACAAAGAAGAAGAUGUUGAGCAUAGAGGAACAAGAGACCAAUCGGUGAAGAGGCGGGUCAGACCGAAGAGAAAGUAUUGGAAUGGAAAGAGAAGUGUGGAAGUGGAGGAAGACGAUAUGAGCUCAGCAGGGAACAGAACAGAAGAGUCCCUGUCCUCUUCUGCAGGUUGCGGCCAGGUGACAAGCCUGCUGAAGCCUGCUAGUGAAGCAGUAGAUGUGACGGAGGAUUUCAGAACUGAACCAAGAUCAGAAUCCCAAUCCUGUAUGGGGCACCCGCAGAUCUCCAGUCCAGAACUUGGUGGACCUCAAAUCGAAAAAAAGAAAGUGGGUAGGAGUCCGGUGGAAGUGGGGGUGACGGCAGAGGACAAGAUGACCGCAGUCAGACGGCCUCCCACAGUGAUUCUGAAGAAGUUCCAAGAACUCCUGAAGCACCGGCACCCAAAGACCAGGAAGACGGAUGAAGUGAAGAAGAAACAAGCAAGCAAAUCUGAUAACGAUGUUGGAACUAUAGAAGAAGAAUUAGUGAAACUAAGUGAAAAGUGCAACGGGAAGGAAUCAACAGAGGGGAUCUUCCUGUCUCUUGAUGGCUCACAGACUGCAAAUAUAAAUACAACUGAUGAAAACCAUAAUGAGAUCAUCCGACCAGCGAAAUCAGGCAAGCAAUCAGAAGACAAGACAUCGGCUACAUCAGAGAAAGAAAAGAGGUUGCAUGAAGAAAGAGAGGCUGUGACUGGUGUGCUGGAGAACCUUAAAGGAAUGAUGGUGUUGCCACUGGAGAUGAACACAGCAAAAGUAGAAAUAACCAUCAUGGACGAUCCCAAGCUAGUUCCAAAGAAACAAAACAAGGAAUAUGGUGAGAACACUAAUCUCAAAAGUAAAACAAGACAGUUGCCAACCUUAAGUGAGAUGGCCAAAAUGACAAAGAGAGGAGGGCCAGAGAUGGGUUUUAGAGGAGAGAGAGAAAAAAACUCAAAGGAAAAGAAAAGUCUGGAAGACAGACGUGUAAUUGAAAAAGAGAUGAAAGGCAGUAUGGAUGAGGACAUUUCCAGUGAAGAGUUGGAUGUGGUGGGCGGAAUUCAACUGAAUUCAACUGAAUGCACCGCUAUCGAAGAGGUGAGCGGUGAAGAAGAGAUGGACGUGGGCGUAGAUGAGGUCAGUUUGGAGAAGGAGCAUCCAUCAGCUCAGCCUAAUGCAGCAGCUUGUGCAGCUUCAGAGAGCACCAGACAAGAGGAUACUGAAGGAUUUAAGGCCACUAUGGGAUGUCUCAUCCUGUCUCAGAAAAACAAAAUGACUCUGCCCGACCGCCAGACCCAAAGUAAAGAGAACCCAUCUUCCAAGAACUCUUGCAGGGUCACCACAGGCUCAACAGGAAGCUCUGAUCAGGAGGAGGAAGUGGAGGUUGACAUUCUGGUUUACUCUCCAUGCGCACAGGCAAAAGCGUGGGAGGAGGGUCUUACAGUUCCGGAAUUUACCACUGAGGAGGAGAUGGAAGAGGAGGAAAACGAGAUUGACGUGAUUGGGUUACCGAAGAGCCACUGAAGCAGUGCCGGUUAGCCGCUGUUUGUGGUCAUUUGGACGGUUUAGUUUGGUGAACGUCGGGUCCGG